This is a messenger RNA of Sipha flava (yellow sugarcane aphid), 1009 nucleotides long. Its product is annotated as zinc finger MYM-type protein 1-like. The transcript has 3 exons. The record is from RefSeq and is a predicted model, not a curated record. The coding region runs from base 594 to 830 and encodes 78 amino acids. NCBI's taxonomy places the organism in Eukaryota, Metazoa, Arthropoda, Insecta, Hemiptera, Aphididae.
UAAAAAAGGUCAUAAAAGAAGCUUCUAAAUUGAAUGGCUAAAUAAGCAUAACUGGUUAGCUUAUAGUCGUAAUAGAGAAGGAGCGUUUUGUAAAGUAUGUGUACUUUUUGGACCUAAGUUUGGUGGGAUUGGAGGACAAAGGCUUGGGGUCUUAAAAUAAAUUCCUAUGAUAAAAUACAAAGAUGUUUUACAUGAUUUUAAGAUACAUAUGGAAAGAGAAUAUCAUAAAACAGCAAUUGUGUGAUCUUUAGAAUUUAUAAAAUGUUUUGAAGGCAAACAAAAAACAAUAGAAAUUCAACUUGAUGACCAACUAAAUGAAACUGUCAAAUAAAAAGAAGUUAAUUCCUAUAAUUAAAACAAUUAUUUUCUGUGGUCGUCAUAAUAUAUCUAUAAAGAGGCAUAGAGACGAUGUUAAUUUAUCAAAUCUGAUUUCUAAUGACCAAGCAAAAAAUAAUUUUAAUAUUGGAAUAUUCAAAGAAUUGUUGAUGUUUAGAAUAGACGCGGGCGAUGUAGAUUUUCGCAAUUACUUAGAAUCGGCUCCAAAAAAAUGCAACAUUUGUUAGUAAAACUAUUCAAAAUAAUUUGAUCGAUAUAUGUGGCUUGAUUAUCACAGACAAAUUAAUAAAAGAGCAAAUACAAUCGUCCAAAAAUUAAAAGAAAUAGGUUUAAGUUUGGAAUUUUUACGAGGGCAGGGAUGUGAUGGUGGAACAAAUAUGUCUGGUAAAUACCACGGAGUUCAAGCUAGAAUCUUAAAUUUGCAACCAAAGGCAAUAUACACUCAUUGUGCAUCGCACCGCCUAAAUCUAACUUUAAUAAAAGUAGAGACAUGAUAUCGAAAGAAAAGUAUCGAUACUUUCACUUGGUAACGAAUGGAAUGAAAAUAACGAAACGUAACGACCGGUAUGAGUAUCGAAAAAAAAUAUUGAUCCUUUUACUUAGUCCUAUCAUCGUAACAAAUAUAAUUAAAAUAUUGAUAACAAUAAAAUAUGAAAACGACCUAUAUGAAUAA